AUCACAAGAGCAGAAGAGCCUGUUUGUGUACUGCAAGGAGCACCAGAGCUACCUCAGCUUUCUCGUGAGGGUGACAUAAUAAUUGGAGGAAUUUUUUCAUUUCACAAUAACCUCAUAGAGGUCAGUCCUACAUUCAGAUUGAUGCCUGAGCCAUUGAAGUGCAAAGAUUUAAAUUUCAGAGAAUUUCAGUUUGCAGAAACGAUGAUUUUUGCCAUUGAAGAAAUAAACAACAGUACUUUGCUACUUCCUGGUGUUUCUCUGGGAUAUAAAAUAUAUGAUGACUGUAGCUCAGUACCAUUAGCUAUGAAAGCAGCAAUGGCUUUAGUAAAUGGUCAAGACAGAACAUUCUCUAAUGUUCACUGCACCAAAUCAUCAUCAGUUCAUGCAAUAAUUGGACUUUCAGAUUCAUCACCUACCAUAGCUGUUGCAACGUCUUUUGGACCUUUUGGAAUUCCAGUGAUCAGUUACUUUGCCACCUGUACUUGUCUCAGCAAUAGAAAGGAGUUUCCUUCAUUUUUCAGAACAAUUCCAAGUGAUUAUUAUCAAAGCAGAGCCCUAGCUCAACUUGUAAAGCAUUUUGGAUGGACCUGGAUUGGAGCAAUUAGAAGUGACAAUGAUUAUGGGAACUAUGGCAUGGCCACCUUUAUAGAAGCUGUUCAAGAACUGGGUGUUUGCAUUGAAUAUUCAGAAGCCAUUUACAGAACAUAUCCAAGAGAGCGAUUUCGCACCACUGCUGAUAUGAUGAGACGUUCCACUUCAAAAGUUGUUGUUGCUUUUGCCUCAUUUAUUGAUCUAGAGUUCUUGAUAAAGGAGCUUUUACUUCAGAAUAUAACAAAUGUGCAGUGGGUAGGCAGUGAGGACUGGAUUUCAAAUGAAAAGCUUGCUACAAAGGAGAAUUACAAAGUGCUGGCUGGGGCAAUUGGGGUUGCGAUUAGUAAUGCACAAAUAUCAGGCCUGAGUGAAUUUUUGCAAAAUGUUGUUCCACAUGACACACCUGGUAAUACUGGUUUGCAUGAAUUCUGGGAGAGUAUUUUCAGCUGUACCUUUGUUACACAUGAAAGAAAUGCUACCUCACAUCCAUGCAAUGGUAGUGAACAUCUAAGCACAGUAAAGAAUCAGUAUACUGAUGUGUCUGAGUUGAGAAUUGCUAAUAAUGUUUAUAAAGCAACCUAUGCUAUAGCCCAUUCCCUUCAUGACUUUUUUAACUGUCCAUUUUCCCAAGAUAUAGUUUCCAUUGAGUCAUGUUCCGAUAAAAUUAAUAUCAAACCGUGGCAGGGUGUUCAUUAUAUGAAAACAGUAAAUUUAACCACAAAACAUGGGGAGGAGGUGUUUUUUGAUCAUAAUGGUGACCCAGUGGCAAAAUAUGAAUUAGUAAACUGGCAACCUAAUGAUGAUGGAACCACCAGAUUUGUGACCAUUGGAGUCUAUGAUGCAUCUUUACCAGAAGGACAAAAAUUCAUAAUGAAUAAUAUCAGUAUUGUUUGGACAAGACAUCUAAACAGGGUGCCUGAAUCUGUGUGCAGUGAAGCAUGCCUUCCAGGAUUUCGUAAAGCAAUACAACAAGGAAAGCCUCUUUGUUGUUUUGAUUGCAUACUUUGCCCUGAUGGAGAAAUUAGUAAUACAUCAAAUUCCAUUAACUGUAUAAAAUGUCCCAUAGAAUUCAAAUCAAAUGACCAAAGAGAUACAUGUGUAUUAAAGGAAAUGGAAUUCCUGUCAUUUAAAGAAAUCACUGGAGUGUUGCUGGUGAUAUUUUCAUUAAUUGGAACUUUUUUAACUGUAUCUAUAGCUUUCUUAUUUUUCUAUUACAGAAACACUCCAAUAGUCAAAGCCAAUAAUUCAGAAUUGAGUUUUCUCCUCUUGUUUUCCUUAACUAUGUGCUUUCUCUGUUCACUAACUUUUAUUGGGGAGCCCACAGAAUUAUCUUGCAUGUUGCGCCAUACAGCUUUUGGGAUCACCUUUGCAUUGUGCAUUUCAUGCAUUCUGGGAAAAACAAUAGUGGUGUUAAUGGCAUUCCGGGCCACGCUGCCCAACAGAAAUGUUAUGAAGUGGUUUGGACCUCUUCAACAGAGAUUAAGUGUUUUGGGUUUAACAACAGUACAAGUGCUUAUUUGUACCCUUUGGUUGACAUUAUCACCUCCUUUUCCAAACAAGAAUAUGCAACAUUACAAGGAAAAAAUUAUACUGGAAUGCAGUUUAGGAUCGUCACUACCAUUUUAUGCAGUUCUAGGAUACAUUGGAUUUCUGUCUUCCUUAUGCUUUAUUCUCUCUUUUUUGGCACGGAAGUUGCCAGAUAAUUUUAAUGAGGCAAAGUUUAUUACUUUCAGCAUGUUGAUUUUCUGUAUGGUAUGGAUUACAUUUAUCCCAGCUUAUAUUAGCUCUCCAGGAAAAUUUACAGUAGCAGUGGAAAUAUUUGCUAUUUUAGCAUCCAGUUUUGCUUUGCUUUUCUGUAUUUUUCUUCCUAAGUGUUAUAUCAUGACAAUUCAACCUGAGAAAAAUACCAAGAAACAUUUAAUGGGUAAAAUACCUUUAAAACAGUAA
Polypterus senegalus (gray bichir) is the source of this 2538-nucleotide messenger RNA. RefSeq names its product extracellular calcium-sensing receptor-like. The coding region runs from base 142 to 2538 and encodes 798 amino acids. Gene Ontology annotation, biological process: G protein-coupled receptor signaling pathway. The record is from RefSeq and is a predicted model, not a curated record. NCBI's taxonomy places the organism in Eukaryota, Metazoa, Chordata, Cladistia, Polypteriformes, Polypteridae. Gene Ontology annotation, cellular component: membrane. Gene Ontology annotation, molecular function: G protein-coupled receptor activity. The transcript is spliced from 6 exons.